AUGUCAUUACCCGUGAAAGUUCCGAGUUUUUUCAAAGUGACCCGAAAAAACCCGGAGCUUCUCCGGCCAGCAAAGCCCACACCCCACGAAUUCAAAUCUCUUUCCGACAUAGACGAUCAAAUGGGCCUCCGUUUCCAUACGCCAUUCAUGCAAAUAUAUGGCAAAAGCCCAUCAAUGGAAGGAAAAGACCCGGUUAGGAUUAUUCGGGCAGCUGUCUCAAGGGCGUUGGUUUACUAUUAUCCAUUGGCCGGGCGGGUGAGAGAGUUCACCGGCAGGAAACUUGUGGUGGAGUGCACUGGCGAGGGAGUUUUGUUCAUCGAGGCUGAUGCUGACGUGUCGCUUGCGGAAUUUGGAGUCAGCCCUCAGCCGCCGUUCCCUUGCUUUGAAGAGCUGCUUUACGAUGUCCCAGGCUCUGGCGGCAUCACCAAUUCUCCUUUGCUAAUAAUUCAGGCUUGUACUCGUAACUCGCCUCUGUUUUUUGGUUUUGAGGAUAAAUGUAAAUUAAAAUACAUCAUAAUUGCUUAG
Messenger RNA from Striga asiatica, 525 nucleotides. The record is from the annotation of a GenBank genome assembly. Lineage: Eukaryota; Viridiplantae; Streptophyta; Magnoliopsida; Lamiales; Orobanchaceae.